This is a messenger RNA of Rotaria sordida, 396 nucleotides long. NCBI's taxonomy places the organism in Eukaryota, Metazoa, Rotifera, Eurotatoria, Philodinida, Philodinidae. The record is from the annotation of a GenBank genome assembly.
AUGAUGAUUUUUCGACAUUGUUAUCGUAUUUGGUGGUGGUGGUCAUCAUCAUCAUCUCUUCAUUAUUUUCAUUUUCUUCGUUGUCCUCAACAUUUAUUUAAUCUUCAACGUCAACUUCGUCAAACUAAAUUACUUGUUGCUGCUCGUCUCAAUGAUUAUGUCAUUAUCGAUUGUUCAUUUGCUAAUGAAUAUAAUAAUGAUAUUUCAUUUGAAAAUAAUUAUUAUGAAAGACUUCAAUUAAAAAUUCAUUCAUGUUUUACUCUUCUUCAUCGAUAUCAUUCACCAUCUUUUCUUAUUUUAUGUAAUUUUUCUUCGAAUGAUAAUGAUAAAUGGUUACAAAAUAGUCCUUAUUGUCAAACAACAUCACUUUCCUAUCUUGACUUAUUUUCUCGAUAA